AUGGCGGAGGUUCGCGAUCCAGGUGAAGAAAUUGCUGAUUGUGAAGUAAAGCAAGAAACGAUCGUUUUGGUUGCUGAAGAUCUUAGUUUGGAAAUUAGCGAAAUACUGGAAAUAAGUCGAAUUCUGUCUCUGGAGGAUCCAGCCUUAAAGAAAAGGAAGAAAAAGGUUGUCUCUCUAGUUGAAAAGAAGUUAGAAAUUGAGGAAAAAAGGUCUGUUUCAAUGUCUGAAUCGGGGAAUGGUGUCGAGAGUAAGCUUGAAGAUUCUUACUGUUUCUCAAGGAACAGUCUUGAAAACCCUAUUAUCCUCGAGAAAGAACGUUUCUUUGAAGUGAAAGAAGGGGAGAGUUAUUGUAGCGUGAAACUUUCCGGAGAAGGCUUUGAUGUAAUGGGAUAUUUGUCAGAAACAGGGGAAAGUAAUCUGGAAUGGAUGGAUGGAUCUGAAAAACCCGUUGAAUUGGUUAGCUGUUCGACUAGAUGUGAGAAUAGCUCGGACAAUUUCUUGGGAAUGGAAGAAAAGCAUCCUCUGAUGGAAUCCGUGUUGGGUUCCAUUCUUGAAGCACAAAGGACUUGUCUUGAGGAAAUUGGUUCCAAGAGUCAUGGAGAAAGCACGGAGGAAACCAAUCGGGAACAUGGGUCGAUGGAAGUUGAAGCAGGAAAUGCUGACAUUCCAGACAAUCUGCACGGAUGUGUAAAUUGGGUUUCAGAGAUGGAAGACAUGCAGGAAAUGGUGGAAAAUGAUGGUGAGAAGAUGAAAGAUUUCAAUGGGUUUAAGAGUCUUGUUGAAAUUGAAAAUUCCUCACCGAAUGCAGUGACAUGUGAAAUUCCAGUCAUUUUCCCAGUUUCUGUCUUUGGAAGUGGAAAUGACUGUGGAAAGAAGGGAAUAGGAGGACAAAUGAAUGUGAAGAAAAAUGGAAAGGAAGGAAAGAAGGAUAAGUGCUCCAAGAGAUUGGCCAAAGGCAUGAAGAAGGUUUCUGAUGGAAAUGGAAAGCAGAAUAUGUUUAGCCUUGUGAGUGAAGCACGAAAUGUUUGCCUAAAAAAAGGUGAUGGAUCAAAGAUUAGUUACUCAAGGAAUGAGCUGGAAGCUCUGAGAUUUGUUCAUGUUGAAGAACAGCAAAUUAUAUGGACCGAAAUACACCACAGGCUGGGGCCUUCCGUCGCUCAGGAGCUUAAGGGUAUGGCGGGUACUAAACAUCAGAGACAAGGAAGUAGAAACGUUGAGCAUCACCGAGGCAUUGUGAAGAAGAAAGAACAUUUUGCAGUUUUCGGUGAAGUGUGUUCCCAGGAUCUGGAGAAUGAUUUCACAGAAUUGAAUCCCUUGGAUCUUUCAUGUGGUGAUUUUGAUAACAGUAAUGAUAACUACAUUGAGGAUGAGUGCACUGAAGAUGGGGACAGUGAUAGUGACUAUGACAACAUUCAGAGACGUGCUUUUUUAGUUGAAGGGGAACCCGAUUUUGAGUCUGGGCCCCCGCAAGAUGGUCUCGAAUAUCUUCGGCGUGUCAGGUGGGAAGCUGCACAUAUCCCAAAAGUGAAAGUGGCAAAGCUUGAUCGGACUAAGCUUACCAAUGAUCAGAUAGUUUAUAUGCCCAAGAUUCCAGAUAUUGUGAAGUGUCCAGACCACCUUCUGCCAAUGAAACAAUGGGAGGAUGCCUUCCUUGCUGAUUUUUCGGAGUUGAGGAUGGCUCUAUCAUGCAUGGGGAGUGGUGAACCUUGGAAUUCUACCCAUCCGCCAUCAUUCUUGAAACUUGUUGAAGAUGAAAGCUGCCAGCAUCGUGGGAAUAUGGAUAUUCAAACUUCUGAUUAUCUGCAAUCAAUUAUGACUGCUGAAGAUGACACUUCCCUGCAUUCCGAGACUUCUUGUCCUGAAAGUUCUGAGAGUUCACACUCUGUCCUGAUGAAAUAUGAAGAGGAUACCAGCCAGCCUAUCGAAAGUAGCACUCUUGAAACUUCUGGUAAGCGUCAGUCGGUCUGUGCCAAUAUUAGCCGUCCUGCCCUCACGGUAAUUUUAAGGAUGAGCCCUGUAUCUCGAGUUUCAAUGUUAAAGAAACGGAUAGCCUCCUUUGAAACUGCUGGCCUUUUGUCAAAGAACAAUGUUGAAUGGUUAUUUGCUCUGUGUGCGGCCAUAGAUGCUCCACUCGAUGCUGACAUGUGUGCAUCGAUGCGAUGUUUGCUACGUAAGUGCGCAAGCUUGAGGGCAGAAAAAUGUGAAGUUGAUGAUGAGGUUGUGAUGCUGAACAUCCUGGCGACAAUCUCUGGGAGAUAUUUUGGGCAGGCCGAGAACUGAAGGCAUUAAUUGGAAAUGUACACGCCACAAUGAUGCUCAUCUGU
Telopea speciosissima is the source of this 2324-nucleotide messenger RNA. RefSeq lists its product as uncharacterized. The record is from RefSeq and is a predicted model, not a curated record. Gene Ontology annotation, cellular component: nucleus; SMN complex. The transcript is spliced from 5 exons. Gene Ontology annotation, biological process: spliceosomal snRNP assembly. Bases 1 to 2280 code for a protein of 759 amino acids. Lineage: Eukaryota; Viridiplantae; Streptophyta; Magnoliopsida; Proteales; Proteaceae.